Molecule: messenger RNA, 219 nt
Organism: Darwinula stevensoni
Lineage: Eukaryota; Metazoa; Arthropoda; Ostracoda; Podocopida; Darwinulidae
Source: the annotation of a GenBank genome assembly
AUGUCGGCGCUGCUGGCAUCAGCAGCUGAUGGCGGCGCUGUUACUCAGGCCAUCAAUGAAAAGGAUGCCAAGGAUAACCUGGAUGGAGCUGCGGGCUUGGAGGCAGCACUUCGCAAAAGGUUGAUAGAGGUACAUGCAGCUAAUUCAGGGGAAGAGACCAAAUCUAUUGUUUCUGGAAAAGAUAAUGGUUUUGAGGAUAAUUUGACAUGGAACGAAUAA